Molecule: messenger RNA, 3627 nt
Organism: Limulus polyphemus (Atlantic horseshoe crab)
Lineage: Eukaryota; Metazoa; Arthropoda; Merostomata; Xiphosura; Limulidae
Product: AP-4 complex subunit mu-1-like
Exons: 12
Coding region: 196-1449 (417 amino acids)
Biological process (GO): protein targeting; Golgi to lysosome transport
Cellular component (GO): clathrin adaptor complex; trans-Golgi network; cytoplasmic vesicle
Source: RefSeq, a predicted model, not a curated record
UUUAUGUCAGUCGCAGAUUUAGGCCUAUUUCAGUCUGUGAAAUUUGUAACUUUUUGAAAGUGUUGUAGCCAGUGUGGAGAGAAAUUAUUCCGAACUUAGCUGAAGCUUAAAUUAAAUAACGCUAAUGAUUUAGUAAAGCCGAACUGCGGCUCAUUUAACAGUAUAACAAGGAAAUAAUCUUAAACUGUUAAAGCUAUGUAUUUUUCCAUUCUUAGUAUUUCUACAACUAAAGGAGAUCCGCUCAUUACUGAAAAGUAUCAAAAUGAUGUGAAGGAAGAGUGUUUAAAAAGCUUUAUACACAAGAUUGUUACAUCUAAGCCAGGAUGUAUGCCACCUGUUAUGGAGAAGAAUGGAGUGUAUUGUUAUUUUAUUCACAGAGACAAACUACUUUAUAUUGCUCUAACGACAGCUGUUACUUCUACUGUUGUGGCUGUGGAACUUCUUGAUAGGUUUCAUCAUAUUCUAAAGGAUUUUUGUGGAGGUGUUUCUGAACAUGUAGUUAAGAAGAAUCUUGUUCUAGUGCAUGAAAUCAUGACUGGGAUGCUGAAUGGUGGCUACAUCCAGGCAACAGACACUGAGAAACUUAAAGCUAUGAUUUAUAGUGAAGUCCAGUUAAAGAAGAAUGCAGAUGUAGGGCUGCAUUAUAGAGGCUGUCGGCAGAAUGAGAUCUUCCUUGAUGUUGUGGAGAGAUUAGUAGUUCUUUUUGAUCCAAAGGGAAAUCUAAAAAGGUUCCAGUUAAAUGGGGCUCUACAGAUGAAAACGUUCUUGCCAUCACAAGCUAGUGUGAAGAUUGGACUUAAUGAAGACCUGAUCGUGACUAAGGAACUUAAUAAAGCAGCAGCUUACAAUACAGGAGUCUGUUUGGAUUCUUGCACAUUUCAUGAAAACGUGAAAAAAGAGGAUUUUUAUACCAACCACAGUUUACUUGUUCAACCUCCACAAGGAGAGUUCUGUGUAAUGAACUACACUGUGGAUGCAUCUCUUCCACCAGUUUUUCCUUUUCGACUUGUUAGUGUUAUACAGGAAUCGGCAACCAGUGACUUAGAUGUCAUUUUAAAGUUGAAGGCUGAAAUGCCGGGGAACACAGAAGCCUUAAACAUUAAGGUACAUCUUCCCGUACCUUCCAGAACCACCAGUGUCAUGCAGCAAUUCAGUAUGAAGGACAAUACAGCCAACUUCUCAGAAACGGAACGGACAGUCACCUGGAAUAUCAAGAAACUUCCUGGGUCUGCUGAAAUUGUGGCAAAGUUUAAGCUUAUAGAUGCCAGACAGAAUAAGGCUUAUGCUCUUCAACUUGGACCUAUAGCUGUGGAGUUUGAAGUUUCUAAUUUUGUGUGUUCUGGACUAAGAAUCAAUUUUUUGAAAGUGGUAAAUCUAGCAACAGCACAAACAAUCCAAAGAUGGGUUCGUUAUGUUACUCUGGCCGAUUCAUACAUGUUUUUGAUAUAAAUCUUUCCUACUUAUGUAAAAAACAUUUGUGGAAAUAAGUCAAUCAGAGGAAUAUAUUUAUUGUGAAACCAUACAUGUAGAAGCAUAUCUUACAGAAUGGUAAUAUUUACUUCUUGAUGAAAAGAAUCAAAUGGUCUGUGAUAGAUGGUGAAGUAAGAGGUGCAUCAAGCUGGUUAGCUAAUCAUUUGAUUCAUUUUGAGCAGAUCUACGUGGGUUCAAUAUGUUGCUGUUUGUGUGGGCAUAUAAAAAUCACUUCUAAUGCCCAGAGUAGUGAAUCAAUUUUUAUACAUCUAUCAAAAAUACCAGGGCAAAAGCGAACAGAUAAGAUCAACUAGCAAGUAGAAGUUUCACAUUUUUUUUUUUUUUGUAGUGAAUCUUAUGAUAAAACUGUAUGAUACAUUCAACAAACUUUGAUGAUCCAUUAUUUAAAACCUGAACUAAUUAUUAAACAGUCAGCUAAUCAUAUGUAGAGAAUAAAUGUUCAGAAAGAAAGUUAGGAGUGAUUAGGUAUACAUAUGUGGUGUAUUAUAUAGAUUCUGACAAUGUCUAGAGAAAAUUAACCAAUUUUUAAAAAUUUUAUGUGUCAAUAAUAAAAGAAAAGAGAAACAAGUAUACCAGAAUGAACUAGAAGCACCAGUUAAAGCCACAGGCACAAACCAAUUUAAGUGAUAGUUUAUUUUAAGAACUUCUGGAAUUCCUCCCAUUCUCCAUCAUUUUGUGCUCAGUACCCUGAAAAGGAUGCCUGAAACAUCAAGGGAACUCUUCAAACAUUCUCCAUAAUGCCUCCAAUGAACAACAUUUUCAUUAGCCUUAUACUCACCCUUUUAACUGAAUGUGCACGGGGUUGGUUCAUUGGAGAAGAAAUAUUGACUAUAAUUCCAAAUUUACUAAGUAUAUCUUCAUGAAAUGUGGCAAGCUGGUAGUAAACAAUACAAGUCUUUUGUAGACAAAAAGUCAGAUGUGUUAAUAAAGUACUUGUAUUAAAGAUAUGUCUGUGAAUUGAUGAAGUCAGUCUGACUCAGAUUCUGACAAGUUGGACUGUGAUUUUCAUAAGAAUAAAAAAAAUACUUUUUUCCAAGUUACAGUUUGCUAACCUUUCUAAUCUAAAUGCAUAUGUAAUUUUUUUUUCAGUUCCCCUGAAUCUGGUAUUUCCUCUAUUCUAACAUGAAAUUUUGAAAAAUUGGCAUCGUGUUCAGUGACAAUCUUUACAAAGUCUUGGUCUGCUUUGACCCAAACUUGUACUCAAUAGGGUUAACAACUGUGAAGUAGCCCAUUAAUUUUUGGAAGUAUAAUUUUCUAUUUGAAACCUACAUAUAUUUAUUUUAACACUACUAUAGAUUGUUUCUAUAGAAUGUUCUGGUCAGCUAAAAUGUUCAGUAAUUAGGAGGUUUGUUUUUUAUGGAUCAGUUGUUUUUUUGGUUUAUCCAGCUUAUAUAGAAAAUGAGAAUUUUGACAUUGUAUUUAGUACAAUAAACUUUUUUGAGUUAUGUUUUUAUGAUAAUUUGAUAGAGUAUACUAGUUUUCUCUGAAUUUCUCCUACUGUUUUCCUUUUUAAGAUGACAUUUUAGGCCUCAACUCAAGACUCAGUAUAGACCCUGAAAUAUUGUUUAAAAAUCAAGAAAAAUGGCAGAAGUCCACAGGAAACUUAAUCCACGUGUUGAACACACUGCCCAAAACCACAUUAAAAAAAAGAUUUGGCAGUUGUUGCAUUUAUCCAAAAGGAUGAGAGGAAGUUCUAAAUUCGGUAUGAAGUAAGAAAGUCUUUAGAUUUUAACUUUUUCAGAAAAAGAAAAUGGAACUAUAGGACUGAUAUUUUUAUGGUGAUUGUUAAGUUGGAGAAAGUAAAAGAGUUUUUACUGAUAUGGGAAAAAGUUUUCAAAUUUCAGAUGUUAGCUGUUUUAAAACAUAUUUUAUGAAACAUUGCUAGCUCUAUUUAUUGAGCUUUGAGGUUGUAAAAUUCUUAGUCAUAGGUUUUUGUAGGGAAUGUAUGUGAUUAUUAUAAUUACUGUUUAUGUAGCAACUUUACUUCAUUCUCAGGACUUAAAUGUGACUAAUAUUACAUUGAAUAUUUAACAGUUGGCUGCUUUUAUAUUUUAGAUUAUAGUGUCUGUCUGUUGCUUUUUGAUGUAAUAUUCCAAACUUCAUGAAAAAAUAAAAUAUAGUCACCUGUUCACUAAA